Messenger RNA from Malaclemys terrapin pileata, 3357 nucleotides. Its product is annotated as nicotinamide N-methyltransferase-like. Bases 1618 to 2412 code for a protein of 264 amino acids. Gene Ontology annotation, molecular function: N-methyltransferase activity. NCBI's taxonomy places the organism in Eukaryota, Metazoa, Chordata, Testudines, Emydidae. Gene Ontology annotation, cellular component: cytosol. The record is from RefSeq and is a predicted model, not a curated record. The transcript has 3 exons.
GAUGAUCACUUUAUCCCUCCCACCACCGCGUGGCUGGUAUCAGGGAAGAUCCCUGGUAGCCAAAGGCGAAAAGCUCAGCGCCAAUCCCCCCCGUCCCCGCACUUGGCUAACUGCAGGGAAGGAUUUCUUUUCAGCCACAGGCAAACAGCCCAGUAGGAACGGCCACCUCUGUCCCCUUAAUUAAAUUCCCGUAUUUCAACCAGGUUACCAUGAGCGAUAUCACUCUCCUGAGGAUUACACAGCGAGAUAAAAAAUGGAUGUUGCUUGAAUGCCAGCAAACACCGGGACCAUAUGCUGCCAGGCUUUGUCAGGCAAUGAUACCAGAUUACUUGCUACUAGAAUGGCGUGGUCAAGUGUCCUACCAUGGAGGAUGGAAUAAGGCUGCACUGCCCAGAAACCUUCUGCAAAGGCUUUUGGAGUAGGAGAGCUUCAUAGAGAUGUCCCUGGAGGAUUUCCGCUCCAUUCCCUGACACGUUAACAGAUUUUUCCAGUAGCUGUACUGGCCGCGAAUGCAUCCCAAGUCCUCAGGGCAAAUUAAUCAUUAAAAACCGCUUGUUUAUAAACCAUGUUUUAUAUUUUAAAAGCUAAACUCACCUCAGGUCUCUUACAUGGGGUCAUGGUCUUGGGUACUGGCUUGGGAGGGUACUUCAGUCAGGGUGAGAAAAAGAUCCUGAGAAAAAGGGGAGAACGGAGUGCUGUGUGCUCUCCGCAAGCUCGUCCUCCUCCUCUUCCCCAUCCGCAGAAUCCUCAGGUGUAGCUGAUGAGAUUACCCCCGCCUCGGAAUCCACGGUCAGAGGUGGGGUAGUGGUGGCAGCCCCCUCUAGAAUUGCAUGCAGCUCGGCGUAGAAGCGGCAUGUCCGCGGCUCUGACCCGGAGCGACCGUUUGCCUCCUUUGUUUUUUGAUAGAGCAGUGCCGCGUGAAAGUCAAGGAGCUAAGACAAGCCUGAGUCCCUAUUGUGGCCUCUCUCCAUCAUGCCCUUGGAGAUUUUUUCAAAAGUUUUGGCAUUUCGUCUUUUCGAACGAAGUUCUGCUAGCACUGAAUCCUCUCCCCAUAUAGCGAUCAGAUCCAGUACCUCCCGUAUGGUCCAUGCUGGUGCUCUUUUUCGAUUAUUGAUCAUCAGUUGGCAACAGCAAAUGGGACAAAUGCCUAGUUUGGCAACAAAAGUGGGGUGCACCCCCUAGCGGGGCAUGGAGGAAUGUGCGGGUGGAGGUGGGAGAGUGGCAAUGCCAGCCCUGAGAGGAAGGGAAGGAAAGCUCAGGAGAGCAGCUUGGGCUGGGCCAGCCCCACGCGGGUGGGUGGCAGGGGGCUUCAGGCUGGCCUCGUGCAGGGGGGCCUUGGGCCAGCCCCACACAGUGUCCCAUUUUCCCUUUGGGAAAAUAUGGUCACCCUGCCUCAGACACACUUUCUUCCCCGUAUAUUCUUUUCAGCUGCUGCUUCUUUUGAUUCUGCAGACUGAGAAAAUCUUGCAGAACCUGUGGGGGUUUUUUCAGCCUGAAAAAUGUCCUAGUCUGAAGUGAAAGUGAAAAUUGUCAGUACAAGGAGGGGUUAAAGUAUCAACAGGAAGAGCUAUCCGUCUCCACUGGGAACAAACGCAGAGCAGAGGUUGUUUGUGCAAGAUGGAAUCUCCAGCUAGUUUCACGGGGGGAGAAGCUUACCAGAAAGAUUUUGACCCUGCAGCGUAUUUGAAAACCUACUAUUCCUUCGGUUCCAGUCAUUGCCAAGGGAAUGAAAUUCUGGAAUUAAACCUGAGAAGCCUGUUUAAGAUAUUCAUUUCAGGUGGGGUGAAAGGCGACACCCUGAUUGACAUCGGCAGCGGCCCCACCAUUUAUCAGCUCCUCUCCGCCUGCGAGAACUUUAAGGAGAUCAUCGCUUCGGACUAUACCGACCGGAACCGCCAGGAACUGGAGAAAUGGCUGAAGAAUGAGCCAGGAGCGUUCGACUGGACUCCAGUGGUGAAAUACGUGUGUGAGCUGGAAGGAGACAGGGAAAACUGGGCUGAGAAGGAAGAGAAGCUGAGAAAGAAAGUCAAGCAGGUUCUGAAAUGCGAUGUGUCCAAAUCCAACAUCUUGGCCCCUGUGUCUCUGCCCCAGGCCGACUGCCUGCUCUCCGCACUGUGCUUGGAAGCUGCCUGCAAAGACCUGAACAGCUAUCGUGCAGCACUGAAGAACAUCAGUUCUCUGUUAAAGCCAGGAGGCCACUUGGUGAUGGUGAUAGUCCUGAAAGAAACCUACUACAUGGUAGACCAACGCAGGUUCUCCUGCCUCUACCUGGAGCGGGAGUCGGUGGAGGAAGCCCUGAGAGAGGCCGGGUAUGAUGUACAAUGUAUGGAGGUGACUCCAAACCGUUCCCAACGCACAUUUUCAGAUUUUGAGGCUGUGCUGAGUCUGGUUGCGUGCAAGCGGCCUGCUUAGUCCUGCUGAAAAUGAGCAGGAAAGAGCCUUGGCGCAAGGGAAAGGGCCGGGCCGGCCUUAGGGAAAAAGGCGCCUGGGGCAAACUUGUAUUUUGGCUCUGUGAGGGGCAGGGAGUUGUAGGAGGCGUGGAGCACAGGGAGCUGGGGUGGGGGCUUCUCAGAGCCAAACCUGCACGUGAUUUUGCAUUGGCAUGUGCAUUAAUCAAAGAAUAUAGAAUUGAUAGAUAGGACAUGUAACCCAAGGACCCCUUGACGCCAACUGGCAGAUGGCCCCAGGGUACAUAGGUGUAGAGGGAUCUCCUGGGUUCGUCAAAAGGGGUCAUGUAAGGUCUCUAAUGAAAGCCUGUGUCACACUGAUCGUCAUAAUCAUUGCAAGAUAUAUGUAUGGAAAACGUGAAUAGUUAUGGAUCUAUACUAAAAAUGAUGUUCCCUAGGACUGUGAGUUAAGGCAGGCCACCAGGUGAUCCACAUACCUCUGUCAUGCAAGACAGUGAUGCGUAUGUCACGCUGGCUCAUCAUGUGCAAACUGAGCAUUGUGUGGUUCCCAAAGGACACCCAUUUACAAUCUGAGCCAAAUGCUAAUCAAUUGAUUGCAGGGGCUUCAGGAAAAAAUAAGCCAGCAGGGGUUAUCUUGAUUAGGCAUAAAGCAAUGAACUUUUGAAACUAUAUCGGGGGUGCAGAUGAACCUCCAGUUAUUCCUUCAGUCUGUGAGCACUGCCAGCAGGAUUGAUUUGAUGAGAAGGGAGCUCAGCUAAACUGGUUGAAAAUUCUGAGAAAAGGAUGUGGGGUAAGCUAUCUCGUAGGAGAUAGCAGAAUGCCUGGUUAGGUGAGUUUCGGCUCUAGAAAGCACGUUAUGAUUUUGUUUGAUAUGUAACCACUGCUUUGCAAUAUCCUCACUUGCUGUCCUUGAAUCUCUGUUUUGAUAAUAAACUUAUUCCUGUUUUCA